CGGCGCUACGCCACCGCCUUCUACCUGUGCUGCCUGCGGCAACGCCCGCACACGGCGCAGGACGAGCGGGAGGUGACGGGCUUCAGGUGGUCAUCACCAUCAGAAGCAAUUGAAUGCUUUAAAUCUCAGGAAAUGUGGUUUGCUCCUCCUCAACUUUAUGAAUUAUGUAGGCUGUGCAACUUUUCCUCACUUGAUGCUCUACAUAGAUUUGGUUCUGAUCGUGCAUUAGAAGGUUGUGAACGCUGGAUGUCUGUUAUGUUGGCUGCUUCAAAUGGCCAUAUUCAGCUAUUACCAGGAGAUGAGCUGUAUCCAGAAGAUCCAGAUUAUACAGGAGAAAAGAAAAUGAUCUGGUCAACAGAUAAGAAGGUUGAAGAUCUAAUGAAGGAGGGUAGUAGACUUCAUCGGAUAGUAAUAAAAGAUCUUAACCGUAUUGCUGUUUACGUGAAUAUCCAACCAAAAUAUAAACACAUCAAUCCAAUAUUGAUGGACUCUAGUCUAAUAGAAAAUAAUGAAGACUGCAAUAGUAGACUAUAAUAUGUAUCUGCUUUUUCAGUCAAUUUUUAAGAAAAUAUAUGUUUAUUUUUUAUACAUUUAGUCUUUUGUGACAGUUGCUGAGCAGAUAGUAUUGAAGGCUAAAGUUCAGCAGUACAGGCUUUUUUGCAUUGUUCUAAAAUUUACAUCAACUCUGGUAAGCUUACCUCUCUGGGUAAAAGGAAGGUUCAAACUCCUACUUCAUUUUAGAUCUCUCUGAAAUUGAAACUGAACAAAUGUGUCAAGUGUGAUGUUGAUAUGUUCAGUGAGAACAUCACCAUAAUAAGCUACCAACUUGAUUUUGUGGGUCAGUGAAUGGUAAGUGAAUGGCCGUAUUUGACCAUUCCUAAUGUUGUCCUGUCCAUCCUAGGCCACUUAUAUGCUUACAGUGGACUACAGUGAUGCAAUUAAAUCGUACUGUCUCAUUGAAAACAAAAAUGCCUGUCAUGUUCUGAAUUCAACAAGCUCUCUUUUCUGUGUUUUAAAAAGUUACAACAGAUAGUGAGGCACAUGGAACUGCAAUUUAAAUUUUCUAUUCUGUGACUGAUAUAUUUCCAACUCUCAUAUUUGGGAAUCUGAACAUCUGUGCAUUAAGUGAACUUUGUUAACUAAUGCUCAUUUAUUCUGUUUUUUAAUACUUUUUAUAAAUUCUGUGUUUAUGGUCAGUACAAUUUAGUUUAAGUGAGUUUCCAACACUCAUGAGUAAAACACUUUAAGGUUUAACAGCUUUUUAGACUUUUAAACCUUCCAGACUAAAAACAGCUUGUCUGCUGAAACUGUCAGCUCAGUCUGAUAGCAACUGUUCUCUUCAUUUAGUGUCAUACAUAAUUUAAAGAUUUUAUCAUCUAAGAAAAGAUUAAAAAUAAACUUUACUGCAUAGUUCUGAAAAAAAUACAGAAAUGUAUUUUACUGUGCAAAUGAUCCUUAUGAACAACUGAAGAAGUGUGGUGCCUUGGAAAUAUCUACUGUCAUGUUUAACUUUUCAAGUUUUGUUUUGUGACUUAUACCGAAUGUAUGUUGCCUUACAAUGUAAGUCUUAUAUCAGAAGGCUACUUUAGCUUCCUUACAUUUGGUCACCCUACACUCUGUGUGUGUGUGUGUGUGUGUGUGUGUGUUGCCAGUAGCUUUCUUAGAAGAGAGAUAUGAUAGGGGAUCUGUAUAAGAUUCUCUGUACUGUGCAUGGAAGCAGAAGAGGUUAUGAUUAAGGGCCAGCCACUAGAUCUGUACAGAGGGUAAGUUUUUUACAACUUUGAAAGUUUUAAAGUUUGUUUCUGUUGCACAUUGGAAUGAAAAUAAAACCUUUUAAAAUAUGUA
Molecule: messenger RNA, 1845 nt
Organism: Alligator sinensis (Chinese alligator)
Lineage: Eukaryota; Metazoa; Chordata; Crocodylia; Alligatoridae
Gene: NUDT19
Product: nudix hydrolase 19
Exons: 3
Cellular component (GO): mitochondrion
Molecular function (GO): hydrolase activity, acting on acid anhydrides, in phosphorus-containing anhydrides
Source: RefSeq, a predicted model, not a curated record